This is a messenger RNA of Phytophthora nicotianae INRA-310, 3084 nucleotides long. RefSeq lists its product as hypothetical. The coding region runs from base 127 to 3012 and encodes 961 amino acids. The record is from RefSeq and is a predicted model, not a curated record. Lineage: Eukaryota; Oomycota; Peronosporomycetes; Peronosporales; Peronosporaceae. The transcript has a single exon.
CUGAGCCAUACAAAAAUCAAGUUAAUUAACCGUUACCAUUGCUUGUCCCUCCCAGUGUGACCAGGCAGUCGCUUCCGUGUCAGUUCUCUUUUGACCGCUUCUCACUCAGACCAAAUCCAGCGCGGCAUGGUGGUGCAGCGUCGACCCAUGGACGUGGAGGCCGAGGUGCCUACAGCCGUGUACGCACUAGACCUGCAGCGCGUGAGCCAGUUGCUGUGUAUCCCCGAGACGGAGCUUCUCUCUGGAUUCCAGGCAGAUCCCACCCGUUCCGAGAUUCAGGGCGUCAUCGUCGAUGCCGGUGAGAACGUUCCAUUCGAGACCGUGGGCCACGACGCCGUUAGCUCUCCAGAUCAAGUGGAAGUGGACGUCGACGAGGCCCCGAGCUCUCGUCCGACUCCUCCUCGUUCCAGUGCGUUGCCGCCACUACCCCCUGGACGUCCUUCAGCGGCGCGUCAGCCCGCCCCAUUGCCAAUAACCCCGACGUCGCGACGUCCUGCAGUGCGUCAAGUGCUUCUCACUGCCGCAGUGCGACCCAGCAGUCUGGAUGAGAACCAACGCCCCAAGUGCCUCAUUCAGUUAGGCCAACAGACCAUCAUCAGUCACAUAUUAACGCAGCUCUACGCUGCUGGUGUGGAGCGAGUGGUGGUGUCGGUCGCUGCAGCUGGAGGUCAGAUCAUGGCCGCAGUCAAACAAACGCCGUUCUAUACCAAGAUGAAGAUCGAGUUCCUAGAUUUAGGACGAAAGAACGACGACGGACACGCUCGGUCCAUUCUCGCAGCGAGGAGCAUGUUCCCCGGUCUGGAGCCGUUCUUGAUCCAUACAGCUGAUCACAUUUUCGACAAGUCGGUAGUGUCUAAGCUGUCAGCGUAUCCUCUAGGAGAUGCAGUCGCGUGUGUGCUGGUGGAGACGGAUAUUGAGGAGCUAACGGGUCUACCGCCGACUACAGUCAAGGUGAAGAUUAACGAGGAUAACCAACAUGUGACCCACAUCGGUCGUGACCUUGAAGUCUACGACGGUAUCGAUGCUGGUCUGUUCUUGAGCUCACCGGGCAUUUUCGAUGCGUUGGACGCGCUCGCUAGACAGAAAAGCUACUUCUCUCUCGCUGAAGCGUUGGAUAGUUUCACUCCCAAGUCGAUAUCUUCGAGUUCAAGCCGUCUUACGUACCUCCCGACGGCUGGAGAAACAUGGUUUAGUAUUGAAACGGAGGAGCAAUUAGCUUACACUCAAGACACGGAUGGUACGGCGAAAUUAUCUCCCUGGACGGUCUUCUUGGCUUCGACGCCUAUCGGAGAUCCGUCUCUGACGAAGAACGUGGUUAUCGGAGUGUCAGCACCUGACCCAGACAUGUCGCUUCGUGUUGCUGGCAAUACGGACAGCUCCAAGCUUUUCCAGGGUUUCGUUGUAGGUGUGGGCAAUUCAGAUUAUCCAGAGGAUGAAGCCGAAGGAGCCGAUGAGAGCGUAGAGGGGCUGAGUCCCAGUGGCCCUUAUGAUUCCGAAGCUCGACCGCUGUUAUCGUACAGUGGGCGGUCAAAAGGACUGUGGUCAAGUCGUUCUGCGAGAUCUCCAUUCUCCGCACGCUCAUUCAUGGACAGCAAAGGCUCUGCGUUCGAAAAUGAGGAGUUGUCUCCUUUCGUGCUCUUGUUUCCAAUGGAUGACGAGACAUCUAAGACGGUUGAGGAGAACUCAAACCACCAUGCCUACCUGAUUGAAAUGACUCCUAGUGAUCCGUCUGGUGUGUUACCUCCUGGGUCAGGUAUGUCCGAGUACUUUCUGGCUGUACCAGACAAACAUGAGCUGGAUUAUGAAGACGAUGAGGCUUCCCUCUCCGCAAGUUUGGUGACCCCACGAGCAACAUUGACACCACUACACAAGGCAACGAUUCUGCCGUCAGAUAUCACACAGAUCCAGCUGAACACCCGCGGGUUCGAGGACAAUCUUGAGGUGACAGUCGUGGUUAAACGUCAGGCUCCCGUUAUCGGCUACAUGCUGCUCAUGUCGUCUCUAUUCACCAUCUCGUCUGUAGGUGUUGCGUUGGAUGAGGUGGACGACGUGGUAACUCCAGAGAUUCGUAUCUUCUGGCGAAACAUGGCCACGUCGAUGGUCACAUUUCCUUUCGCGUUGACAAUUCUUCUCCGCGGUAAUGAUGGACCGCAUGGUCCUAGCUGGAAGGAGUUGGUUCCUUCCGUUCUCGUGGCUGGAGUGGCGUACGCGUACUUUUUGGGAUCAUUUGUCGUGGCUCUGUCAAUGACUUCGGUUGGUCACGCUACGCUGUUCAACAACGCGCACUCAGUGCUGCUUGUGUUUUGGAAGAUCAUGCAGCGGAAGCCUGUAGCUGCGUUUGAGGCUUUGGGUGCUGCCAUUGGUGUGGUUGGAGGUGCUGUCACCACUAUGGAUACGACGGAGGGAGGCCCUAACAUAGUGUCUGCGACUGCGGCUGGAGACCUCAUGGCACUUUCUGGAGCCGCUGGAGGAGCUCUUUACUUCACGCUGGCCAAAAAGGUUCGUCCACAUAUGCAUUUGUUGGUGUUCCUGUGUGGGCUCACAGCCACGUCAGCCAUGACGCUGCUGUGUUACAUGCUGGCUUCUGGUCAAGAACUCAGCCUGUCUACUGACCCGUACAAUGGAGUGUUUGGAUGGCUGACCCCGUCCGUCAAUCGACUGCUGGUGGUCCUCUACCUCGUCUUCAUCUGUGAUGGUAUCGGCACAAUGGGCUACAUCGGUGUGAUGAAAUACUUCGAUCCGAUCGUCGUAUCUAUUGUGUGUCUGAUGGAGCCCAUCGUAGCCACAGCUCAAGGUAUCGCCAUGGGUGUGGAUGUUAUGCCUGGGCCUUACACUUUUGUUGGGGCCUCCCUCGUCAUCGGUGGCACGUGCCUCGUGCUCUCCUCACAAAGUCGCAAGACAGAGAAGGUUGACGCCACAGAAGCCGUUCUGGCUUCAGAUGCCACUCCGCGUGCAGUAUAUAGUACGCGUUCGCGAAGAAGAACACCGCGAUACGGCAGCACGCCCCACUAGAUGUACCGGAAGCAGACUUGAUAGACUGAGACAAAGUCACGUUGAAUAAUAGAAAAAGCGUUUGUCAAAUAC